Durusdinium trenchii is the source of this 1067-nucleotide messenger RNA. The record is from the annotation of a GenBank genome assembly. NCBI's taxonomy places the organism in Eukaryota, Dinophyceae, Suessiales, Symbiodiniaceae.
CCCAAAACAUCCCAAAACCUCGAUUUCGGCCGCCUGUUUCACGCGCUUCAUGGUUCGUGCGCCCAUGAUAUGCCGCCCCCACCGCGGUGUCCAUGGUCUCGCCGCAUCUCCGCCGCGACCUGCGUUUGCUGGCCAGCGCCUUUGGACGUGCGAGCGUCGGGUCUGGCCUGGAGGAGCUCUUUGAGCCCUUGCUCCGGGAGUCCUCUCAGCGUGCCACGGCCACGCUGGCGCACCUCUGCCGAGAGCUGCACGGCGCGGCGACGGCCGUGUCACGGACGGGUGACCAGCUCGGCGAUGGCAGGAUCAUCCUCAAGCUGGGCGUCUCGCCGGUGACCAACCUGGGCAUUUUCACCGCGACCUCGCUGAAGCGCGGGCAGCUGGCGUGCUUCUACCCCGGGCGCAUCUUCACAGAUGAUCACCUGCCACCAGGUGAUCAGCUCUUUACCAAUGAGUAUGAGGGUGUGCACCUGGACGGCAAGGGAUGGUUUCCAGCAGCGUGGCGCCCCGAUCCUGCGCUGCAAGGCCGUGAGCCAAUCUUGUGGCAUGGGAACCGCUUGGCCGUAGGGAAUCUGCUGAACCACCCGGCCAAAGGCCAGCUGCCCAACGUGGUGCCGAUGAUCUUCCGCUGGCCCAGCUGGGACGAACUCCAUGAAACCAGCCCGGCUUUUUGGGCGCGGCUGAUUCCACACGUGGUGAUGAGCGCUGGCAGGCUGGUACGCACUCCAUCCGGUGAGGUUGGGAAGGAGGCGACCUUUCCUCCAUGGCCUCACUUUGGCAUGGCCUUCUUCGCCUUACGAGGCAUCGCGGAGGGGGAGGAGCUUUUGCUGAACUAUCGACUCUCUGAGCCUUUCCCAGGCUGGUACGUGCCCGUGGACGAUGAUGCUCUUGAAAGAAAUUGUAUCAUGGAGAGCUGACAUCAGCCCAUGAAAUGCCAAGCCCCACAGCAGAGCACAGCUGGUGUUAGAAGCACUGCAACGCGGUGUUGGUGCGGAAAAAGACCGAAACGAACGCUCGUGAGAACGAUGCUGCAAAUACAUUUGUGCGAGGUGCCGAAAAUGGUAUGGGUG